GUUUUAGUUGUCCCUACUAAAACGUCACUUGAAUAUAUACUGUAUUAUAAAUUCUUUCCUUUUCAUCCAUGGCUUCCUGCUUCCUUACAACUAUCAUUUGCUUGCUCAAACAGCAGAGAUAAAGAUAACUUAUCAAAUUGAGGGUAAAGGUAAGUAAUUACUUCUAUACUGUUGAAGUGUUGAUGUAUCGUCUUGAAAUAUUCUAAAAUCUUGUAAUGUAUUCAAUUAUCCAGAAUCUUAGUUAAUUGUUGGAAGCACAUGAAAAAUUCUAACAACCUCCGACAAGUUUUUGCUUGUACCGUAGCUGUAACUACUGCUCUGCGUAUCACAGUCUCAAUGAAUAAUCUUACUUCUUGUUAUUUAUAGAAUUCCAUUUUUGGAUUUCUUAUUUAUGAUCAUCAUUCCUCUUUUUCUGGGUUUUCCCUUUUUAGCCUAUUUUUUUGUUCUCUUUUCCUCUUAUUUUAGGAAUUUCCUUUAUGGGUUUCUUUAUAUUGUCUAAAUGCAUCUGGGUUUCUUAGCGUUUGAAUUGCAAUGUUCAUUCUUCUCAUUCAUCAUUCAAAUCAUCAAAUUUAUUCUUUGCACUGUGUGUGUGUUUGGAUGGAGGGAAAUGAAGAUCAAGGAAACAGAGGGAAGGGAAUAAAUCUUUCCACCAUCGGAAAGAUUGGAAGGAAAACACUUCCCUUUCCUUCCCUUCUCUUAACUCUCCUUUCUAAGAUGUUACCAAUCACACUUCUAGGUUAGGUUAAACUAACAUUAAUUUUGCAAGAGAUUGUGUUUUGAAAGUUGAUUGGCUCGGAACAGCUUAAAGAUGGGAAGGGCUAGGAUCACGAUUCGAAGACUAGAAAGUUGGCAAAAUCGUCAAAUAACGUAUUCAAAACGGCGUCCCGGACUCCUAAAAAAAGCAAAGGAGUUGUCCAUUUUAUGCGACAUUGACAUUGCUCUGGUCAUGAUCUCUCCCUCUGGGAUAUUAUCAUCAUUUCAUGGAGAGCGUAGCAACCUUGAACAAGUCAUCACCAAGUAUGCGCAAGUGAGACAGGUAGAAAGGACACACAGGAAGUUGGAAACUCUUGAAGCCUUGAAGAAAAGAUUAAAGGAAAUUGACCAUGAUGUAAAUAUAGACGAGUUUAUGGGUUCAAGUAGUCCUAGUCCUGAGAUUUUGGCCAGCCAAGUGGACUUAUUGCAAGCAAAAAUUGCAGCAGCAGAAAACAGUCUGAGUUUGUGGAGAACCCUUGAUCAGAUAAACAAUGUGGAGCAACUACAAGAGAUGGAAAGUUCUUUAUGUGAAUCACUUAACCAAAUUCGUCUACUUAAGGGAAAUUUGGAACAUGAACGCCUUAUGUCUCCAGACAUCAGUAGCCAGUUUCAAGAUGGAAUGAAUAUGCCUUUGAUGACGAGUAAUUUGCAAGAAAGUCAGCCCUUAUUGUGGAAUCCAAGCAUCGGAAUUCAACAGAUGAUGUUGCAUGACGACUUAAACUUGUUACCUCACAGAGAUAUGACGUGCAAUCUCAACGCUUCUCUUCAUGGGCCUUCCAACUACUAUGGAGAUGCGAUAGCAGGGAUGGAUAACGCGGGUCAAUAUGACAACACAAGACCAGAGUGUAGUAGCUUAAAUGAGCAGACUGCAAAUGCAUGCAUGGGAGUUCCAAGUGGUGAUACUUAUACAUAUUCUCCAUACACAAAUACAAGUAUUCUUGAGGAGCAGAAAAUGAUGGAAGAUAACAGGGUUAAUUUGCAAGACGAUCAGAUGGAUUAUCAAAUUGCUGCCCAAUUUGAUAUGCCCACGUCUAUCUAUGAUACAAGUAUUACGAUGGCAGAUAACAGGGGUAAUUUUCAAGGCAAUCAGAUGGAUUACCAAAUUGCUGGUCAAUUUGAUACGCCUACGUCUAUUGGUACAAGACACCGACCACAGGUUCCACAGCCUAACUCACCAGGUUUUCCUCUACAAUAGCCAAGAAGGACUUAGGAUGCAGUAUAACAAGGUAAAAAAAACAUGGAGAUUUUUAACAGAACCAUGUUGAAUAACAAUUUUUUCUUUGCUGACUCCUAACUAGUUAUCAGAUAAGCGAUGAAUGCCGAUUGUGCGUGACAGAUUUUGCUAUACAAGAGUAUAAGAGCUCGAUUAAUCAAUCUUAUGUUCUGAACUUAUACAGUUUGGUGGAUAAGUAGACGAUAGAGUAUAGCCCGGGAUAAGAUGCAGUAUAAUACAUAUAGAACAUUUUAGAAGAAUUUAUCAAUUGUGAAUAGAUUUAUUUUCUUUUUGUUCCAUCUUCUGGUUUCCUAGUCGAUUAUUUAUUUUGUUUUAUUGAAUUUGCUACAUUUAUCAUAAAAUAUCUCACAUUGAAGAUUCAAGUGUAUUAAAUUCAAGGGGACAGUAUCUGACAAAAUUUUGCUGAGGUUUUUAGUGAUUGGUAUACUGUA
This is a messenger RNA of Amaranthus tricolor (Joseph's coat), 2418 nucleotides long. RefSeq names its product agamous-like MADS-box protein AGL65. The transcript is spliced from 11 exons. The coding region runs from base 809 to 1948 and encodes 379 amino acids. Gene Ontology annotation, molecular function: protein dimerization activity; DNA-binding transcription factor activity, RNA polymerase II-specific; RNA polymerase II cis-regulatory region sequence-specific DNA binding. The record is from RefSeq and is a predicted model, not a curated record. Gene Ontology annotation, biological process: regulation of transcription by RNA polymerase II. Lineage: Eukaryota; Viridiplantae; Streptophyta; Magnoliopsida; Caryophyllales; Amaranthaceae.